This is a messenger RNA of Gossypium arboreum, 1836 nucleotides long. RefSeq lists its product as uncharacterized. The record is from RefSeq and is a predicted model, not a curated record. The transcript is spliced from 6 exons. NCBI's taxonomy places the organism in Eukaryota, Viridiplantae, Streptophyta, Magnoliopsida, Malvales, Malvaceae. Bases 1 to 1836 code for a protein of 611 amino acids.
AUGGCUCGUCUACCUUUAAUAGUACAAAAUGAGAGGCGUAAAAGAAUUGGUCUUGCUAUUACAAUAUGGUUGCAAAUGUGUACAGUUGCGAAUUGGUUCUUAGUUGCACUGGGUGCCAUUCAUAGCCUGCAUACUUAUAGACCAAGGAUUAGAUCCUAUAUUUUAGAUUUUUAUGCAAAACGAGAUUAUGUGAAAAGACUUGUAUAUGCUAGUGACGAGACGUGUAUUGAACAAGUUAGGAUGAAUAGAACUACCUUUUUUAAACUUUGUGAGAUGUUACAAACUUUAGGGGAAUUGAAGUCAUCAAGGAACAUGCUUGUUGAUGAGCAAGUGGCAAUGUUUUUACAUAUUAUUUCUCAUCACCUUAAAAAUCGAGUUAUCAAGCAUCACUUUAAUAGGUCCGGGAAAACCGUUAGCAGAUCAUUUCACAAUGUUUUAAAUGCUGUCAUAUGCUUACAAGAUGUGUUAUUUAAAAAGGCAGAGCCAAUUACAGCUAAUUCUACAGACCCAAUGUGGAAAUGGUUUAAGGAAGGUUCUGUUGCUGAUGGACGAGUUCUUCGAGAUGCCAUAAGUAGGAGACAUGGACUAAAAGUUCCUCAUGGUUGUUAUUAUCUAGUUGAUGCUGGAUACACAAAUUGUGAGGGAUUUCUUGCGCCUUUUAGAGGACAAAGAUAUCAUUUGAAUGAGUGGCGUCAGGGUUACCAGCCAAGUACUCCGGAAGAAUUUUUCAAUAUGAAACAUGCUUCAGCGCAAGAGUUGGGAGAAGGAUUACCUAGUAAUGUGAUAGAUGACGAUGAACCGAAUAUUAUAAAUAUUCAUCCGUCGGAUGCAUGGGCUACUUGGAGGAUGGAACUAGCCAACCAAAUGUUCGAUGAAUGUGUUUCUUCCCGAGUUCUCGAGGAACCAAAGGAAAUGGGUUCCGAAGAAGAUGCUGCGUUGGUUGCUUGUAUGGUCGACUUGCACAAUGCUGGAACCUUUAAUGCGGAUACGGGAUUCAAAGCCGGCUAUUUAAAUGAGUUAGAAAAAAUGAUGGAAAAAGUUUUACCCAAUGCCAUGUUGAAGGCUAAACCUAAUCUUGAAUCUAGGAUUAGGACAUUGAAAAGGGAUUGGUCAAUCGUUUAUGACAUGCUUAGUGGAAAAAACAAUAGCGGCUUUGGUUGGGAUGAGCAUAGGCAGCUUGUUGUUGCUGAAGAUGCGGUUUGGAACUCAUAUAUAAGUAGUCAUAAAGAAGCAACUCAAUUCAGACAUCGGAGUUUCCCUUAUUAUGACCAACUUACUGCCAUUUACGCAAAAGAUCGAGCCACUGGAAAAGAUGCUCAAACAGCUGCUGAUAUUAUUGAAGAAAUAAAUGUUGAAGAUGUAGCUGCUACAAAUUCUCAUGAAGAAAGAAACGAUUUCCAUGGAUCCGAAGCUGAUGUUUCUUUAGAUGACAUGGAUCUUUCAGCUACACAACCUCAACCAGAACCGCAACUAGCUAGAAACCAAGGUGAUUCUGCAUUUUCAAAGAAGAAAAAAAAGAUUUCUGAUGCAAGUGAUUUUUCUACUUCAUUUAAUGAUGCUGCCGCUUUAUUGGCGGAAAAUGUACGGACCGUUGGCCUUGAAAUCAGCAAGAGUAUUGCAUCCGAAGUGGUAAUUCAACAAAAGUCAGAAAUGACCAUUCAAGAAAGUGCUCUGAAAUUAUAUCCAACAUUAUGUGAAGUGGAAGGUUUAACUGAGGAUGAACGCUAUCGAGCAUUGAGCAAAAUUCCAGAUCAUCCAACGCAAAUGUUCAUUUUUUUUAGUUUACCUUCUGUUGUGCGAUUGGAAUGGGUCAGAAGAUUUCUUGCUGACCAUUAA